AUGGAGAAAUUUCUCACAAAAACGACCAAGACUAAAGUUGGUCAAACUAUUGAAAUAAGUUUAGACAAACCAAAUAUUGUGAAGACUAUUAAAAAUUCAGAUGAUGAAGAUGAUCCGUCACCAGUAGCAAAGAAGAAAUCUAAAAUGGAUAAUAAAUCAACUCAUCCAUUGAUUUCAGAAGAUGAUCAAAACUUAAAACAGAUGUGUGACACUAUUAACUGCAUAACUAAAAGUUCAGUACCUUGGCCAUCAGAUUGGUCUUAUGAUCAAUGGAUUGAAAAAAAGAAUAAAUACCCUUGGCUUAUAUACAGUGAUGGGAAAAUUGGUUGCGAAUAUUGUAAGUCAGUAGAUACAUUAAAAACAUUUAAAAGUAAAGGUGUAAGUAAAGCAUUUCAAACUGGCCAAUCUAAUUUCUAUGAAACAACACAAACAAUUUUUCGAACAGCUUACUAUAUUGCUAAGUAUAAUAGACCUUAUGAUGACCACUCAAAAUUAAUUGAAUUACAGCAUCUCAAUGGACUUAAUCUUGAUGAAUCCACUACUGUAAGUUCUUUAUCAGGUAUGGUGGUUUAUGUUAAAUCAUCAAUAUUAAACUCAGAACCUAUUUUUAUAUUUUUGGAUUUGGUAGAAUUAAAAAGUCAAACCGCUUCUAGUAUUGUCAGUCAAUUAAUAGAAUGUCUUUAUGCUUCUGGAUUUUUUGGUAGAACAUUGGAGUUAGCAGUUGGUGAUACAUUAAAGGACAUAACUGCUACCAACCAUUUUAAGCAUUUUUUAGAUUCUUUAUAUUCCUUAUACAGCAGAUCUCCAAAAAACCAAAUUGAAUUAAAAGAACACUGUACAAGUUUAAAUGACAUUUUUUUAAAAAUUGGAAAAGUUCUUGAUGUUCGCUGGGUAGCAAGUAGUUUUAGAACAAUUAGUGUAAUUUGGAAAAUAUAUCCAGCAUUAUAUAAUCAUCUUAUUCAAGCUUCUCAAAAUAAAUUUCGUGAUGAAACUGUUAAAGCAAAAGAAAAAAUGAUAUUUAAAACUGUUGUUUUAUCUAACAACGAAAAGAUAACUUGUAUAAAUAAGAACCAGUUUAUAACAAGUGUAGUAAAUAAUUUAAAUAUGAGACUAAUACCAAAUGAAGGAAUGCGAAUCUAUAUUGAUGACAACGAUAAUAAUGAUAUAACUUUAAUUGAAGAACUUAAUGACAUAAAUAUUUUAAUCAAGACAUUUCCAUGCUCAACAGCUGAGUGCGAACGUGGAUUUAGUGUUAUGAACAAUAUAUGUACAGAUCUUCGUUCAAGAUUGUUAAUAAACAACAUUUCUAAUUCAAUGUUCAUAAAUAUUAAUGGUCCACCUUUACAAAGAUGGAAUCCUAAAGAUUAUGUCGAAAGUUGGUUAACCUCCCAUAGAGAUGCUGAUGACAACAAAUCAAGAAAAGUUAAUACCAGUACUGCAACUGAAGAUCCAAAAUAUAAACUAUGGCAAUUACUUUAA
Messenger RNA from Aphis gossypii (cotton aphid), 1479 nucleotides. Its product is annotated as E3 SUMO-protein ligase KIAA1586-like. Lineage: Eukaryota; Metazoa; Arthropoda; Insecta; Hemiptera; Aphididae. The transcript has 8 exons. Bases 1 to 1479 code for a protein of 492 amino acids. The record is from RefSeq and is a predicted model, not a curated record.